CCCAAGUCCCAAGUCCCAAAUGUUCCUCGUAACGUAUCUUAAAAGCAAAUACUCCCAAACUACAAGCUGCCCCUCACUGCACGCACCGCACCCCGUCUCUUGUAUGCUCUUCACAUUCGUCUGACACAAAAGCUUUCCUCCUCUCUCUCUCUCUCUCGGUUUCUGCUCCAAUUUCAAUAUCAAAAGCCCCCCUUCUACUCUCAUAUUUUUCCAUAGUUUGUGCUGUGAGAGAGAGAGAGAGAGGGAGAGAGAGAGAGAGAGAGGGAGAGAGAGGCAGUGUCCGUUGCCCAAAAUCACCCCGAUAAUUAUUCAAAAUGUCACUUCGACCCAGCAGUAGAACAGAGGUGAGGAAGAAAUCUUACAAAAUUGGGGUAGAUGCGGAUGAGGCUCGUCGUAGAAGGGAAGACAAUUUGGUGGAGAUCAGGAAGAACAAGCGGGAAGACAAUCUCCUUAAGAAACGCCGUGAAGGCCUUCUUCAGUCCCAACAACUUCCUGAUACUUCUCAAUCCCCUGCUCUUCUCGAGAAAAGACAGUUGGAAAGUAUUCCUGCUAUGGUCCAAGGAGUGUGUUCGGAAGAUCCUGCUACACAAAUCGAAGCAACUACGCAUUUUAGGAAGCUCUUAUCAAUUGAGCGCAGUCCUCCAAUUGAUGAGGUGAUUAAUGCUGGAGUUGUUCCUCGAUUUGCGGAAUUCCUCGGGAGGCAUGACCUACCUCAACUGCAAUUCGAAGCUGCAUGGGCUUUGACCAAUGUUGCAUCUGGGACUUCAGAACAUACUCGAGUUGUGAUGGAACAUGGAGCUGUUCCUAAGUUUAUUCAACUUCUAAGUUCAGCCAGUGAUGAUGUGCGUGAGCAGGUCAAACCUGCAUUGCCAGUUCUUCAACAGCUUAUCCACAUGAAUGAUGAAGAGGUCUUGACAGAUGCUUGUUGGGCCCUUUCUUAUCUAUCGGAUGGCCCAAAUGAUAAGAUUCAAGCUGUAAUCGAGGCGGGUGUCUGUCCCCGACUUGUGGAGCUUCUUCUUCAUCCAUCACCUACAGUUCUUAUACCUGCUCUUCCGACUGCGGGAAAUAUAGUCACGGGUGAUGAUGCUCAAACACAGUACGUGAUUGACAACCAAGUCUUGCCAUGUCUCAAUCAAUUGCUAUCCGAAAAGCAUAAGAAAAGCAUCAAGAAGGAGGCUUGUUGGACAAUCUCUAAUAUCACCGCUGGAAAUAGAGCCCAAAUACAGGCUGUUAUCGAGGCCAAUAUCAUUCUUCCCUUGGUACACCUCUUGCAGCAUGCAGAAUUUGAUAUUAAGAAAGAGGCGGCAUGGGCUAUCUCAAAUGCUACUUCUGGAGGAUCUCAUGACCAGAUCAGGUAUGUCAAUAUAUCCAUAUGCCCUUUUUUGAUGCUAUAUUUCCACCACUAGAUCUGGGUUUGCAGAAGUGAAUCUUGAAGCUGUUUCUUUGAUGAUUUGUGAUCCUUUCAUAUUGUUCCGGUGACAAGAGACAGCUAGUUCUAGAGCUUAGAUUACAGGGACGAUAAAUAUUAAAAAUAAAUAGCUAAAUGAGGACAAACUUUUCAUUUUUGUCUUCGGGAAACUACACACUUCAUCCCCCCGCCUCCCCAAAAAAAAAAAAAAAAAAAAAUUGUCCCAAAAAGUCACUUACACAUGCAAACUUUACAGGCGUCCUUUUACCCCCUUAUUCUUGUUUGGAGUGGAACUACUACCACCCUGGGACGUAUUCCACAUCAGCGCUCAGCAAUUCAUUAAGUUUUAACUUUUUCCCUUUUUUUUUGACACCUUUUCCCCCCUUCUUUUUAUUACUCUUUUUUACACUAGUUAACUCUAAUUAACCCUUAACACUCCUCAAUAACUGUCAUCUCCUUCACCCCCCUAAUUAUUGUGGAACUGUGAACAAGAACAUUAAGAUUGCUUCCUCUCCACCAAAUAGAACAAAAUUUAAGAUUGAAAUUGGAUUUUUGAAUGUUAUUUGCAUUGCUUGGAGAAUAAGAUGAGUUCCUUUGUGUUUUUUUAUUUCUUCUAUAUUUUUUCCAAAAGUCAGCUUUAUCGGUAAGAUUCCGCCAUUAACGACGAAGCUGUAGCUUUUCUCCCUGCUACUAACUGAGAAAUCAACAAGAAUCUCUAUUUCAAUCUCCAAAUCUGGCAGCAUAUCCCCAUCGUCGAAUAUCUAUUUGUUAAGAGUUUAAGAGGGCAUUCUUUAUAAAACCGAAAGAGUUUAAGAGGGCAUCAACGGACUCAUUCCUGCUAACAUGUAUUGAAUGCUGGUGGGUGUUGUCAGUUGGAUCUGAUAACAACGUCGCAGGAUUUGACUUUUUCUUUUUGUCUUGUCCUAUUCCAGUAUUGCAAAGGUUUGAGGAUUGUAUUUGUUUCUAACAUUGAGUUUUUUUUGUAAAAGAUGCUCAUGAGCUGUUUUAUUAAUUUUCUUUUGAUAUUUAA
Molecule: messenger RNA, 2438 nt
Organism: Nicotiana tabacum (common tobacco)
Lineage: Eukaryota; Viridiplantae; Streptophyta; Magnoliopsida; Solanales; Solanaceae
Source: RefSeq, a predicted model, not a curated record